Episyrphus balteatus (marmalade hoverfly) is the source of this 3531-nucleotide messenger RNA. RefSeq names its product transmembrane protease serine 9-like. Lineage: Eukaryota; Metazoa; Arthropoda; Insecta; Diptera; Syrphidae. Bases 63 to 3446 code for a protein of 1127 amino acids. The transcript has 18 exons. The record is from RefSeq and is a predicted model, not a curated record. Gene Ontology annotation, molecular function: serine-type endopeptidase activity. Gene Ontology annotation, biological process: proteolysis.
GUGUUCAAAAUGGCAACCGAAUUGUUGGUGGUACUCAAGUACGUCACAAUAAAUAUCCUUGGAUGGCUCAACUCCUCAAGGGUUCAAGGAAUUUAUUCUGUGGUGGAGCUUUGAUCAAUGAUCGUUACAUUCUAACAGCUGCUCAUUGUAUUCAUAAUAAUAAUUGGCAGUCAAUGUCAGUUCGUUUGCAACAAUUUGAUCGUACUACAUCGGCUUCAAGUGGAAUAACACGAAAGCUUUCAAAUGCUAUAGUGCAUGAAAAAUACAAUCCAACAACUGUUGAAAAUGAUAUUGCUCUAUUGCGAUUGGAUUCACCAGUUCCAUUAACUGAGCCUCUUAGACCAAUUUGUUUGCCAUCAGCUAACCAGAACUUUGAUUUGAAACAGGGUAUUGUUGCCGGUUGGGGACUAACCAGAGAAAAUGGACGAGUAUCUACAAUUUUGCAAGAAGUUACUGUGCCAAUUAUUACUAAUGCCCAAUGUAGGGCUACACAAUACAAAUCAAAGAUUCUAGAAACUAUGUUGUGUGCUGGUGUUGUGUCUACUGGUGGAAAGGAUGCUUGCCAGGGAGAUAGUGGUGGUCCAUUGGGAGUCAUGGAUAAGACCAUGAAAAUUGCCGGUGUUGUUUCAUUCGGUUAUGGCUGUGCUAAACCAAAUGCUCCUGGAGUCUACACUCGUGUUUCCAAAUAUUUGGAUUGGAUCAGCAAGAAUACUGCUGAUGCAUGCUAUUCAUGUGGUGUAUCAAAUAACAACCGAAUUGUUGGAGGUGUGGAUUCGGAAGUUAACAAAUAUCCUUGGACUGCAAUGUUCUUUUCAAGAGGAAAUUUUCGAUGUGGUGGUUCUCUGAUAAAUAACAAAUAUGUUCUUACUGCUGCUCAUUGUGCUAAUCCUUCGGAAGCUUCAAAUUAUGAAGUUCAUUUUUUACAAAACAGAAUUGAUACCAAAUCAUCGAAUACAAUAACGCGAAAGAUUAGUCAAGUGAUUAUGCACCCGAAUUAUAGUGCCAGGACUUUGGAGAACGAUAUUGCCCUACUGAAGCUUGAUCAAUCUAUUCCAUUCGAUGAUAACAUUCGACCAGUUUGUCUUCCAAAUGCUCUUACUUCACACACUGGGCAGAAUGCAAUUAUUGUGGGUUGGGGAGCACAACAAGAAAAUGGAAGAGUAUCACAACAAAUUCAAGAAGUCUCCGUGCCAAUUAUAACCAAUAAACAAUGUCGGGAUUAUGGACUGAAGGUUACAGGAGGAAUGAUUUGUGCCGGUGUUCAAGAAGGAGGAAAGGAUUCUUGUCAAGGUGAUAGCGGUGGACCAUUGCAUGUUGUUAGUAAUUCGAAGUUCACUCAAGCUGGUAUUGUUUCGUGGGGUAUUGGCUGUGGUGGGCCCAAACGACCUGGAGUAUACACAAAAAAGAUGAUGAGAACUAUUAAUUGUAGUGUAAACUGGUGUAAUUUAUUAAUUGUUCUCCUUGUUUUAUGUGAGUUUUCUGUGAUAUCGGCAUUUAAUGGUACUUUUGGAUUAGAAUAUGAAACACAAUCAUCAUCAUCGUUGGAAACAAAUAAUAGAACUGGACGUUUCUUUUUUGAUUCGAUUUUUGGAAUAGGAGCAGGAAUUAGCAGUGCAUUGGGAUAUGAGACAACAGAUGGUGAUGAAGAUGCCAAUGUUGAGAGUCUUGUGAAGACUUGUGAUUGUGAUUGUGGAUAUUCAAAUGAAGAAAUACGAAUUGUUGGUGGUAAGCCAACAGGCGUCAACCAAUACCCAUGGAUGGCUCGAAUAGUCUACGAUGGUAAAUUCCAUUGUGGUGGCUCACUUCUUACCAAAGACUAUGUCAUAACAGCGGCUCAUUGUGUGAAGAAGCUUCGAAGAUCGAAAAUUCGUGUAAUAUUCGGUGAUCAUGAUCAACACAUUACCACAGAAUCCAAAGCCAUACAAAGAGCAGUUACAACAAUUGUCAAGCAUCGCAGCUUCGAUCCGGAUACCUACAAUAAUGACAUAGCUCUACUGCGCCUAAGAAAACCCAUCAUAUUUUCGAAAAUAAUGAAGCCCAUUUGCUUGCCUCGACUCAACUAUGACCCAGCUGGUAGAACGGGAACCGUUGUCGGCUGGGGACGGACAUCUGAAGGUGGUGAACUACCAGCGAUAGUUAACCAAGUUAAGGUUCCAAUUCUAACGAUAACCGAGUGCAGGAAUCAAAAAUACAAAAGUAGUCGAAUUACUUCGAGUAUGUUGUGUGCGGGUAGAUCGAAAAUGGACUCGUGCCAGGGUGACAGUGGUGGACCGCUUUUACUCUCGAAUGGAGUCAAAUAUUACAUUGUAGGCAUUGUUUCGUGGGGUGUUGGUUGCGGGCGAGAUGGAUACCCUGGAGUGUAUACGAGAGUCAGUAAAUUUAUUCCAUGGAUAAAGGCAAACUUGGAAAACACUUGUUUGUGUACAUAUUACAGAAAGGAAAUACGUGCUGCCAUCAUGUGUCAGUGUUUUUAUCUUAUUGUGUUGUUAUCCAUGUUGAUUGGAUUAAGUUCAAGUGACGAAGCAACAACUACGAAUAAUGUUCGAGGCAACUUUGAAGCGUAUCCUCAGCAAAAAGGAUUAGAAUUGCCGAGGAUGCCGACACCGAUUAAGAAUUUUCUUGGAGUAUUUAAUAGAAAUUCAAAUAGACAACCAAUUUCUGAAAAUUAUGAAAAUGUUUGUCAAUGCAGGUGUGGUGAACCAAAUGACGAGACACGUAUUGUAGGUGGAUCGAACAGUGGCACCAACGAAUAUCCAUGGAUGGCACGUUUAAGUUAUUUUAAUCGAUUCUAUUGUGGCGGAACUCUUAUCAACGAUCGAUAUGUCUUAACUGCUGCUCAUUGUAUUAAAGGGUUCAUGUGGUUCAUGAUCAAGGUCACAUUUGGAGAGCACGAUCGAUGCAGUGAUGCCAUUCGACCUGAAACUCGCUUUGUCUUACGUGCUUUUAGCCAGAAAUUUAGUUUCUCCAAUUUCGACAAUGACAUAGCGCUAUUGCGUCUGAAUGAUCGCGUCCCUAUAACAAGUUUCAUCCGGCCGAUUUGUUUGCCAACAGUUGAAGAUGUUAACUAUGUUGGAACAAAGGCCAUGGCUACCGGAUGGGGUACACUAAAAGAAGACGGAAAGCCAUCUUGUUUGCUGCAGGAAGUCGAAGUACCUGUUAUUGCCAAUGACAUUUGUGUCAAAGAUACAAAUUACACACAAAAGAUGAUAACUCAGAAUAUGAUGUGCGCUGGUUAUCCGGGCGUGGGAAAACGCGAUUCAUGUCAGGGUGAUUCCGGAGGUCCAUUGGUAGCGUUGAGACCGGAUAAACGUUAUGAACAAAUCGGCAUUGUAUCGUGGGGCAACGGAUGUGCUCGACCUCAUUAUCCCGGUGUAUAUACAAGAGUAACAAAGUAUUUGAAAUGGAUAAAUGAGAAUUCAAGAGACGGAUGCUUCUGUAAUGAAUGAUAGAGAGAAUUAUCGUUGGUGCCCUAUAUAAAUAAUAAUGAUUUAAGAUUUUAAGUGAUUCUAGUUAAAGCUGAUAAUUAUUAUG